AUGCAGCUGGUUGGUAACAAAUUUCCUAUAGAUCCCGAUACGCCCAUAGCUGUCAUUACAGCAUGGUCGUAUAUGUAGUAUAUACAGUAUACAGUACAACAUGUAAUGGAUGAACAUACUGGACUUGAACUGGACUAAAAACCAUGUAUUUUAGUAUGUGAUAAACAAGUUAUUGUUUUUUAGCCUAAAUAAUUAUACUGAGAAUAUAAGAUGGAGUUUGGAUUUGAGAUGGCAGGUUCCAGACAAGGCUAAUGGUUUCUACGGUUUAAAGGUUUGUCAAAAGAUCAAUUUUAUUUCGGUUCUAUUUCUUUGUGCAAAAUUCACUUUCUGGCUCUACUCAAGUUUUAUUGUCGUUUGAUAUUAUUUUAUAGACCAAGUUAGGGCCUAUUUAUAUGGAAGCCGGGCUGGCCCGCUAAGGCCCGCGUUUUAUACGUCCAAUUUUGGUCUCGUCGAAUGCACAAUUAAUAAGGUGGCUCCCUACACUUUUUUAAAUUAAACGGAUUUUCGAGUUUGGAUAUGAUUUUCUGGACAAUUAUUACUUGUUUAAAAACGAAGAGUAUCUGACUGGCAUAAUACAAUAACUAUUAAAAGAGUUCGGAAUUUUUCAAAAGCUACUCCUAACAGCCGUUGCUAUGGCAACAAUGACAUCACAACAUGGCGGAUAUUUUAUGUUUAAAGUAAUUUAACUCGAAAAAAACUUCGGUGACCCCCAUUUUUUAUUUCAUAAAAUGAUUUCUAUUGGUAUUUUGAAAUAUUUUCAUGAUUUAAAAAAAAUGUGAAAAUUCGUAAUAAUUUUAUUUUGCCAUGAUUGAAUUUUUUAAAAUCAUGAAAAUAAUUCAAAAUACUAAAAGAAAUCAUUUUAUGAAAUAAAAAAUGGGGGUCAUCGAAGUUUUUUUCGAGUUAAAUUACUUUAAUUAAACAUAAAAUAUCUGCCAUGUUGUGACGUCAUUGUUUCCAUAGCAACGGCAGUUAGGAGUACUUUUUUAAAAAUUCCGAACUCCUUAGUUAUUGUGUUAUACAAGUCAGAUACCCUUUGUUUUUAAACAAAUAAUAAUUCUCCAGAAAUUCAUAUCCAAAUCAGAAAAUCUCUAAUUUUUAAAAAAGUGUAGCGAGCCAACUUUAGGACAAUAUAUAAUGAGAUGACAAACCUCGUUAAGCUUCAUUAUCUAUUGUUUGAAUUGCAUUCGAUGCGACCAAAAUUCGACAUAUAAAAUUAACAGGCCUAAGGGAGUGGUCAUUAUUUAUGGGGAGGGGGGGGGGAAUGGGGAAAAUAAGGAUUGAAAACUUUUUUGACCCCCCCUCCAGACUGAAGGCAAACUUUUUGUGCCUCCCCCCUCAUAAAAGUAGAAACUUUUCUGACCCCCCCCCCCAGUGUGGAUUGAAAAAUUAACAGCAAUGAAACAGGUGUGCGUUGCAGGUAAAGUUAGAUAUUAGGACAAUCUGUUUAAUCUAGCUCAUGAUGUUUUACCCUGGUGAAUAUGAUUCAACCAUAUAUGAUUAAAAAAUAUAUAUUAUGUGUUACUACUUUGCAAUGCAACAUUUGUCCUACCAUAACCCUAACUCAUGACCCGUCUUCAUACAGCGAAAUGAUUUGAACACAGGGUUUUUUUAAGAACUUGUCUGGGGGGUGGGCAUCUACAAAAAGGGACCAUACUACAUUGAGUGUGGAGAGAUGACAGAUGGUUGUUGGUGACAAAAAGUUUGGUGUGGUAUCAUAUGUACUAGUAGGGGGUCUGGGGGUAUUCUCCCCCAGAAAAUUUUUUGUAUUUUUCCACCCCUAGAACUGAAAUGUGAGCAUUACUGAAUCUGAUCAGUUAAGUGUACUUGCAUGGUAUGUUUAUGUGAAUACCACAACUGGGUCACUCAGGGGGUAGAAAGCUUGUUAAACUUAGUGGGCCCGACUCCCACGAUCACGAGGCGCUACCAUGGUUGGCGCCGAGCAGGGAAAUUUUGAAAAUUUUGAGUCUCUAGAUCGUUGGAAAUAGCAUUUUCAGAGUCUUUUUUUUGGUUAUUUGUGAAUUGUGAUUAUAGAAAUCAGAACUCUAGACAUGGUAUUUAAGUUCAAAAACUUUUAUGACCCCCCUUUCUCUGUGUUAAAACUUUUUUGACUCCCCCCUAUUUAUAAGGGUAAAACUUCGUUUGCCCCCUUCCCUCCCAUUUCCCAGUCGAAAUCACAUUCUUCCACCGUUGGGAAUUGCAUGGAAAACGAAACAUAAACAAUUCCCAACAGGGAAUUAAAGUUGAAUGUUAAAUUAUCUAAAAUGAGCUCAACUCGUCAAUCUUCGUCUUUGUGAGACAAUAAGAACGUCCAUUAUUAAUUGCAUUAAACAUGGUUCAAUUAACCACUGAACAGAGAACAUUCGUUAGCAGGCUCGCGCGCAUUGCUUUUGGAUUGAUUAACUUUGCAUAAUUAAUGUAUUUUCAAUUCCCAACGGUGGAAGAAUGUGAUUUCGUCCGACAAUUUUUAUUUAGCGGGUAUGUGGCCAGUUUCUCAUCGUUAUGGUUUAAAACUGAAAGGUAUCAUAGAAAAGCUAAAUAACAGUUCUUUGUCCUAUGUAAAAUUGAAUUGUUUAGCCACGUUUAUGAUGCACGACAACCUGUUGAAUUUCCAUAAACUCAUAGCGUUUUUUUUAGACACCCUGUAUAAACACUCGCAAGCGGGCUAGUCCGGUUGCCGUUCGAAGCUACCGCCACAAGCUAUUCAUAGUUUUAUAACAACUGUCCACUAACAAUGUCAAAACAACAAAAUUGUCCCGGCAAGCGGGAUGAAAUUUUCUCAUGUAAUGACAAGCUAGAGAAAUUCAUCCCCGGCUUACCGAGCUGUCUCGCUAUAAGCGGGCCAUCCCGGUGUCACAGGAUAUUUGCCCCCCCCGGGCCAAAUUUCCUGGAAAUAUGCCCUUCAAAGCCCCCUAAACAAUUAUAGUUUACUUUAUCUUUAGGCUCGGCCUCGUGAAGCUUCUACUAAAACCAAAUUUCGAGAAAUUUUUCUCAACAUUUAUAGUUAGUUUACCUGGAAUUAUAGUCACUGAUAAAGAAAUGAGCGAAAUUAAAAUAAAUUCAGUCCCAAUAAACACAAAACACCUGUGUAAAAAACACUAAAACAAUUAUUCGCUUCAGGCUCGGUGAUUAUCGGGGAAUAUUCACCUAGUUUCACCUUGACUUCGUCUCGGCGAAUAUUCCCCGAUAAUCACCUCGCCUUCGGCGAAUAUUAAUUGUUAAAUAAAGUCUGACCAUGGAUUGUAAAAUAACAAUUAGAUUUAUAGUUAUUUUACAAUCCAUGGUCUGCAUGACGUAUUUUUAACUAAUCAAAGGUUUGAGGGAUGAAAUUUGCAGCAAUUACAAAAGGGUUGGAAUAUGUUUGUAUUUAAUUUCACACCCUAACUAUUUCGCGAAUUGCCCACCAUUGCUAUUCAUUUUUGUUUGUUUAAUUAUAGGAAAGUAUUUUACUUCGAACGAAAAAGGAUCCUAACCACGUUGUUGACUGGGAUACGUUUUCUCCCUUGGAUCGCAGUAAAUUGCAAGACAACUAUGUGGAUGAAAAUACUGAUGUAGACAAGGUAUUUACGUGCAAUUAUCAUAUAUGAAUAUCUUAUAGAGCCGGUUACGUUGCAGAGUUGCAGGGACUUUUUAACAUUUGUUAAUGUUAAUUAAUUAGUCAAUUCUAUCCUGCUUUAACUUGGUGUUCUUGAGUUGUAGUAAUUUGAGUUGUAGCUGUUCGUCUCCUGUGCUUCGAGUGUUUGUCUCCUGCAGUUACUCUGGUUUUCCUCUUUCACCUCACUAAACCUUCCAUCUUAUAUGUGCUAAUCAGACGGGAAUGGUUGUAUAGCAAGAGGUGCCCUAGUAAGCCAUGGUCUAUUAUAAGAUAUGAUGGUCUGGAAUCCCAGCAAACUUCAAAGCCACAAAAUAGGAAACCUUUGUUUGAUGUUGAACUGUACCUCACCGUGCACAAAUCCUUUAUCUCAACUUCGUUAAAUAUUAUCCAUCGUGGCUGCACUUUCAUCUUGGCUAUCCCUAUUGGACGAUUACUUCAUUAUAUCAAAAUAUAAUGAACUCAAUCACCAUACCGUGCACAUGUUAACAUGAACUCAGACAAAAACAUAUAACAAACGCUUCUAUUUAGUUUCCAAACCAUCAUUUCUUGAUAGACUAUGAGUAAGCCUAUAUACUACUAAGCCUUUGAGAUGUCUGUCAUGUUGCCGCGUCCAUCGCAAUUAGCCACUCAGCUGCAAGGAAAAAUGAUUAUCAACCCACUACCUUUCCGUUUAUAUUAUCAAGAAGCGCAUCAAAAUUUGUCUUCAGGGAAUUAAAUAUUAUGUAAUGUUUUGAACUUAUUUUCGCCUAAAUUUUCACCUUUUAGAAAGAGUAUGUUGAAGAUCCUGAAUUUGACACAACUAUCGGAGGUCCGUGGAUGAAUCAUAACAAACACACAGUGGCUUUCAAGAAAAGUGCAGCUCAGUCUCUUCCAAUAAGAUAAAAUUGUAGACGUGUGUUUCCUAAGGGCCUGUUCAUAUGUGCCCAGCUAACCUGGAAACUCGCAUGAGUGAGAUCCGCCGAUAUGUCAUUGUUCCACUCUAGUGCUCAGGAAACAAAGAAAUAUACACUAUGUGCUUCAAUACGAUAUGGUUGAAGUGGAAAACGAC
Paramuricea clavata is the source of this 4640-nucleotide messenger RNA. Lineage: Eukaryota; Metazoa; Cnidaria; Anthozoa; Malacalcyonacea; Plexauridae. The record is from the annotation of a GenBank genome assembly.